This is a messenger RNA of Drosophila willistoni, 1635 nucleotides long. RefSeq names its product ras-related protein Rab-30 (gene Rab30). Gene Ontology annotation, molecular function: GTP binding; GTPase activity. Gene Ontology annotation, biological process: Rab protein signal transduction. The record is from RefSeq and is a predicted model, not a curated record. NCBI's taxonomy places the organism in Eukaryota, Metazoa, Arthropoda, Insecta, Diptera, Drosophilidae. The coding region runs from base 333 to 1025 and encodes 230 amino acids. Gene Ontology annotation, cellular component: trans-Golgi network. The transcript has 2 exons.
UUGUAAAGAAAAUCAUAUUUAUAUUUAAAUAUAUUUUAACGCAAAAGUGACCAGCUUGCAGCCAGCAUGCAUUUACCCCAAAAUCAUCAAACAAUUUAAAAUCCUGACCAGGAAUGGCGAAACAAACCAAAAAAUUCCUAUAGACAGAAGCAAGAAAGAUAAACAUAAAAAUUGCUACAAUUGUUGAGUCAUCAACAAAUUAGAGGCCCCCGAAAUUUGCAAAAAAAAAAAAUAGAAAGGGGACGUGGUAGCCACAGAAAACUUUACAAAAACGAAAGUAAGAAAGCAACGGAGCGAGAGAUAGAGACGAAAGGAAAGUCAAACUAACAAAAAUGGAAGACUAUAAAUUCUUAUUCAAAAUCGUCCUAGUUGGUAAUGCUGGUGUUGGCAAAACAUGUCUAGUUCGCCGUUUCACGCAAGGACUCUUUCCUCCCGGUCAAGGAGCCACAAUUGGCGUGGAUUUCAUGAUCAAAACUGUGGAAGUUGAGGGGGAGAAAAUUAAAUUACAAAUCUGGGAUACAGCCGGCCAAGAACGAUUUCGUUCCAUUACCCAAAGUUACUAUAGAUCGGCGCAUGCAUUGAUAUUGGUCUAUGACAUUAGUUGCCAACCGACGUUCGAUUGCCUUCCGGAUUGGUUACGUGAGAUUCAAGAGUAUGCCAAUUCGAAGGUAUUGAAAAUCCUUGUCGGCAACAAAACCGAUCGCGAUGAUCGUGAGAUACCAACACAAAUUGGUGAAGAGUUUGCCAAACAACAUGACAUGUACUUCCUGGAAACAUCCGCCAAAGAGGCCGAAAACGUAGAGCGUUUAUUUUAUGAAAUUGCUGCCGAAUUGAUUGGUCAAGCUAGGAGUAAGGAUGGCAGUGCUGCGGCGGCAGCAGCAGCGGCUGCCCACAGGCAAUCGGAGGGCAGCGGUGUCGGCAGUUCCAUUGGUUUGGCCAGUUUAAGUGCCAAGGCGGCGCAAAGCAAUUGCUGCGGUGGAGGAGUAUCAAAUGGUAGUAGCACUAGUCAAGGUCAUGCGGGCUGAAAACCCGCCCCAAAAAGCUAAGAGAAGGAGGAUGGAUGAUGAAACUGUGGAAAGGAAAAAUGCAAUUUUUAAAUGGUUACAUUUCGGGGAUAAAAACUAAAACCUAAUUAAUAAGAAUUAGGAGUUUUCUUACAUAAAAAAAAAUUGCCAAAAGUUCUAUUCAGAUAUUUUGAAAAACUUACAUUUUCAAUUCAUGGAAUUUUAAAAUACAUAUAUUUUGUAAAUGAUGCACAAUUCUCAUAUUUAAAAAUUAUUUAAUAUUUUUUUGUGAUUUUUUUAUAUAUGUAUUAUACAAAUAUGUAUAACUAUAAAGUAUAACUUUUAAAUAUAAUAUAAUUUUUAUAUAUUUAUUUUUGCACAUUUAAGAAAAUGUUAACAAACAACAAAAAAUUAAAUCACACUUAAAACUUCCCCCGAUCUAAGCCAUUUAACAAAUGACUAAGGAUGCUAAAUAUUUGUGUUAAAAAAAAAGUAAAACCAACUCCAUUGAAUGUGUAGCUCUUAAUAAUGCGCCUGAUUUUUAAUGUAUUAGUAUUAUUCUUAUCUAGUUGUAUAUUUUUAGAUAUAUGCCUAUUAGUUUUUAUAUACUAAUGCACACUAAAAUUUGUUU